AUAAAACCGCCGGCGCGCUUGGAGAGGGUCAGUCACAGUUUGCCUUCUAAUCAGGUAGACCGUCGAACACCAGAAGAACUCAACUUUGCGAAGAAAUCCGUAUAGUUUUAAUUAACAAUCAAAAUGUACCGACUUUUCGUAGUUUUGGCUCUUCUGGGAGCGUCAACGGCCCAAAACCAAUACAACAAAAACCCACAGACGGCACAAAUCCUCGCCGAACAGAGAUAUCUCUCCGGUGACGGCAAAUUUGGUGCCCAAUACUCGCAAGAAGAUGGAGUCGAGUUCAAAGAAGAGAGUGAUGCUGAUGGUACCCGCCACGGUUCUUACUCUUACGUGGACCCAUCUGGUCAGAGGCGUACUGUGACUUACACCGCCGGCAAGAACGGUUUCCAAGCCACCGGUGACCAUCUCCCUCAAGCUCCAGCGGCCCCAGUGCCAACCCCACCCGCCCCACAAUACCAACCCCUCCCACAAUACAACUCACCAACAUACCAACAACCACAAUAUCAACAACCUCAAUAUCAACAACCACAGUACCAACAACCACAAUACAACCCACAACAAUACCAGCAAUAUCAACAACCCGCUCAACCUCAGUACACUCCACAAUAUCAGCAACAAGCUGCUUACCAACAACCACAGUAUCAGCAACCCGCUGCCCAACCACAAUACCAACAAUACCAACAGACGACGCAAGCACCACACAGAUUCUACCCACCCGGCAAGCUUAACCUGAACAGGUCGCCCGAUGGUUUCACCUAUAGCUUCCAGAAGGCUUAGGAUUCUAAUACUAGACUUAUAGCUUCCUAUUGAUUAACUCAAUUCUUGAUAAGUGCAGGUGUGACUUGUAUUUAUUGACCUCUUCUCUGUUCAUAGACGUUUUGUAUUAUAUUUGUUCGUAAUGUUUUUUUAACUUGAUUUUAAAAUAAAAGUUUAAAAAUCAA
This is a messenger RNA of Dalotia coriaria, 944 nucleotides long. Its product is annotated as DNA translocase FtsK-like. Gene Ontology annotation, cellular component: chitin-based extracellular matrix. The record is from RefSeq and is a predicted model, not a curated record. Gene Ontology annotation, molecular function: structural constituent of chitin-based larval cuticle. The coding region runs from base 124 to 780 and encodes 218 amino acids. NCBI's taxonomy places the organism in Eukaryota, Metazoa, Arthropoda, Insecta, Coleoptera, Staphylinidae. The transcript has 2 exons.